Messenger RNA from Camponotus floridanus (Florida carpenter ant), 2341 nucleotides. It is a transcript of the gene Slh, whose product is annotated as protein sly1 homolog. The record is from RefSeq and is a predicted model, not a curated record. Gene Ontology annotation, cellular component: Golgi membrane; cytosol. Gene Ontology annotation, biological process: endoplasmic reticulum to Golgi vesicle-mediated transport; intracellular protein transport. NCBI's taxonomy places the organism in Eukaryota, Metazoa, Arthropoda, Insecta, Hymenoptera, Formicidae. Bases 258 to 2150 code for a protein of 630 amino acids. The transcript has a single exon. Gene Ontology annotation, molecular function: syntaxin binding.
GCCAACGUGACAUACCUAUUCUUUUUGCCGUCGAUUUGACAGUUCCACAAGUAUUGCAUAUUGUUGACAAAUUCUUAAAAAUUCAGACGACAGCCCUAUAUGCGAUACCGAAAGCACAUUCGCCGUCUUUCAGAGAUCGCAGUGGGAUUCACGAAUCACAUAACUUGACGAACGAUAAAUUACCGUUUGACAAUCAAAACAUACAAGAAAGAACGCGUGAGGUUAGGUUCCUCUAGGCUCAGGUUCCUCAGGUCACGAUGAGCCUACGCGACCGUCAGAUAAACGCCCUGAAGCAGAUGCUGAAUCUGAAUCGGCCCGAGUCGCGGCUCGAGGAGGCGAUGCCGACGUGGAAGCUUUUCAUCUACGAUCGCCUCGGCCAGGACAUCAUAUCGCCGCUCAUCUCCGUCAAGGAGCUGCGCGAGCUUGGUAUCACGUUGCAUAUGCAACUGCACUCGGACCGCGACUCCAUCCCCGAGGUGCCAGCGAUUUAUUUCUGCGCGCCCACGGACGAGAAUCUCGGCAGGAUCGGCCAGGACUUGCAGAACGGUCUGUACGAUAUCUAUCACCUGAAUUUCAUCUCGCCGAUCUCCCGGCAGAAGAUGGAAGAUCUGGCGGCUGCCGCGUUACUCGGCGGCGUGGUCGCCAACAUUCAUAAGGUGUUCGAUCAGUACCUGAAUUUUAUCACUUUAGAGGACGAUCUGUUUAUCUUGCGCCAUCAAAACAGCGACAUGAUAUCCUAUCACGCGAUCAAUCGCGGUGACGUCAAGGAUAGCGAGAUGGAAUCCAUGAUGGACAUAAUCGUAGACUGUUUAUUUUCAGUAUUUGUCACUCUAGGUACUGUGCCCAUUAUAAGAUGUCCCAGAGGCAAUGCCGCCGAGAUGGUCGCCAAAAUGAUUGACAAGAAACUGCGGGAGAAUGUAUGGGAUGCGAGGAACAAUCUGUUCGAGGGCGAAGCUUCUACUACCGGGCAUUUCAGUUUCCAGAGGCCUUUGCUCAUUGUACUGGAUCGUAAUGUUGACAUGGCCACACCGCUGCAUCAUACGUGGACAUACCAGGCUUUGGCACACGAUGUUCUGGAGAUGACACUCAACAGGUUAGUCGUAGAAGAAAAUGUAGGACGAUCUCCCGCUGGUGGGACACGCUCCAAGACACGCGCCUAUGAGUUGGACAAUAGAGAUCGUUUUUGGUGCCAACACAAGGGUAGCCCUUUCCCCAGAGUAGCGGAGGCUAUACAGGAGGAACUGGAGCAGUAUCGCACCUUCGAAGAGGACGUAAAGAAGCUUAAAUCUUCUAUGGGCAUUGAUAAUGACAGCGAAGUGGCGUUGUCGAUGGUGUCUAAUAAUACUGCACGCUUAACGAGCGCAGUGAAUUCAUUGCCGCAGCUUUUGGAAAUGAAACGCCUGAUAGAUAUGCACACAUCAGUGGCUACAGGUAUUCUAAACGCCAUCAAAUCGAGACGACUCGAUACUUUCUUUGAAUUGGAGGAGAAAAUCAUGAGCAAGCAAACGCUUGACAGGAGCGUACUAGAGACCAUCGGUGAUCCAGAUUGCGGUACUUCCGAGGAUAAAUUGCGUCUUGCUAUUAUCUAUUAUAUUUGCACGAAUAUGUCUGACGCAGAUUAUGAUAAACUGGAAGCAGCUCUGACCGCGGCUGGCUGUGAUCUAAAUCCGCUAGUCUACAUCAAACGAUUGCGCAGCUACACCCGGAUAGCCGAGAUCCAGAGCAGCUACGAAGGCGGAGGCACCAAGACCGUCAGUAUGUUCUCCAAGCUGAUGAAUCAAGGGUCAUCAUUCGUCAUGGAGGGCGUAAAAAAUCUAGUAGUAAAAAAGCACAAUCUACCUGUCACCAAGAUAGUGGAUGAACUGAUGGAGUCUAAGCAGUCUUCGCGGACUGAGGAUUAUCUCUAUCUCGAUCCGAAGCAACUCAAGCAUACCGAGCAGAUGCCAAAGAAUCGGCCGACGUUUCAGGAUGUGAUAGUUUUCAUGGUGGGUGGUGGCAACUAUAUAGAAUACCAGAAUCUAAUGGACUAUGUGAAACAACGAAGUGGCGCCGGGGUGAAUAAACGCGUGAUCUAUGGUGCCACGACUUUUAUUAAUGCCAAGCAACUGCUCAAACAAGUAUCUCUACUUGGCCAGGAAGUCCAUUCGUGAAUAUGAUUUAUAUUUGUCAUCUGCGGUGAUUAUGUAUCUCCUCCUUCUCUCCCUCUCUCUCUCUCUCUUUCUUUCUGUUAUCGGUGCGGAAGUUAAUAGUUGCGCUUUUUUUUUAAAUAAAAUCGUUGAUAGUUCUUGUAUAAAGUACGUAUGACAUAAAUAAAAUCUGAUUUAUUAUUUUCAACAACGCU